UAAUAAAUAGGUAACAAAAUGUUGGUCACACGUUACUAACAAGUUGAAUAUAUUCAAUUCUACAUGACACGACGAGGUGUGAAUCCACCUUUAUGGUCGUCCACGAUAGUGAUGAGUGCAGAGUAGUUGUUCGAACCAGGUUCAAUGUGCUUUUAUAAUAUUUUUUUUUUAUUUUUUUAUUUUAUGUCAAAAUACACAAUCUAUAUCAUAAGACACACUAUAAGUAUAUAGGAUAAAGAACAUAUAAUAUGAAUCUUUAUUCUUCAGUGAAACAAUUUAUUGAAAAAUAAAAUAUCUAGAUUAAGAAAGUAUUACUAUUUUGAUUCUUAAGUUAUCCUAUGCAAUCAUAGUAGCUGUAAUUUAAAUAUUAGAUUAGCUUAACACGAAACACCUACGUAACUGUGUAAGUAUAUUGUUAUACCUAUCGUAUAUAUACCGGGCAUCGGCAUAACAAAUACUAUUAUACUAUAAUAUAAUAGUUUUUUGAACAUCUAUUCAUUCAACGAUAUCAACGUUGCUAGUUAAUAUGUACGAUCACUAAAAAAAAAAAUGAGCAUUAUUUUCGUUCAGACGAUUUGCCUAAAACCCGUUAAUAAUGUUCAAUCAGAUUCUUUUUUUCUUUUCAACAAACGGUAUACCAUCUACUGAUUUGAAUACGUGAAUAACAAAAUUAGUUAUCCCUAUAUGGCUAUAUAUAUUAUACACACAUCAUGUGUUUUUUCAAAAAAUUAUCCAGAACUAAUGGAAAAUAUUUCGUUUUUUUUGUGCAAUGUGUUUUGUGUGAGUUGGUAGGCGUAGAUGAGGUAACGGGUCUUUCGAUGGAUAAGUAGACAUAAUGACUUGAUAGGCGCUUACUUAAAAUGAGCAAUAUCGUAUUCAAAUAUCUUGCACAUAUAAAAUAUGCUUCUAAACUAGAAAUAAUCAUUAUAAUUGUGUAAAAAUGUUUGCAGAUUUGAAAUCUUGGCUCGUAUAAUCUAAAUCAUGCCACAAUGUGAUAUUAUUCUGAUAAUAAUAUAGGUAUCAAUUUAAGAACAUUAGUUGGUCUUAUUCAUCAAAAUAACUGGUAAAUAAUGAUUCAAUUGUAAAUAUUUUCCACUAAGUAGCUGGCUACAAUCUAACUAUACUAGCCACAAUAAAAACCAGAAAAAAAAACAAUACUAUUACCUAGUAUUUAUAACUAUUAGACUAACAAACUGUUUUUGAAAUUUGUCAUUAUAUGUUGAGCGCUUGUCUGACGCGAAUCUAAGCAUUCAAAGAAAACUUCAGAUAUGGACGCCACCCAAACAGACUCGAUCAAAUUCGUGGGACUAUCUCAUCGGUCCUUGUUAAUCGCCGCACUGGACUUGGCUGUCCAAGACGUCUGCAGGCCACCGCUGCCAAAAAAACUCGCAGGGAAAUCUCAGUCGUCGCCGGAGUUAACAGUUCUUUCAAUUGUGUACGGCGAAAAGAAUCCUGUUCCACACGUGUCGUCGGAAAUCCCACCCAAGCCUACACGAACAGACUCGAUCAAAUUCGUGGGACUAUCUCAUCGGUCCUUGUUAAUCGCCGCACUGGACUUGGCUGUCCAAGACGUCUGCAGGCCACCGCUGCCAAAAAAACUCGCAGGGAAAUCUCAGUCGUCGCCGGAGUUAACAGUUCUUUCAAUUGUGUACGGCGAAAAGAAUCCUGUUCCACACGUGUCAUCGGAAAUCCCACCCAAGCCUACACGUGGUUCAGCUUGGAAGAGAUCCAGAAGAUGCGUGUGGAAAUGCCUGUGGGAUUUCUUUUGGCACCGGCAAAACAGUCUCCACUCCGCCAUACACGGAAAAUACAUCCGACUCCAUUUUUCAAAAUCGACGUUCGUCGAGUCCAAUGUUUUUGUCAACUCCCUUCAUCGUUAUGAUUGUUAUUCUGCGACUCUUUGAGUUUUUCGUUGAGGACGUUCGAGGUAGUAGCAUACCUAAUUCUCGUACACUAAAACUACGAUAAUUUAAUAAUAUACAUAACAUGUAUUCGUUUGUCAAUGUAACUGUUAAAACUAAAUAAAUAUAAAUAUAUAAAAUAAAUAUUUUA
Molecule: messenger RNA, 2052 nt
Organism: Myzus persicae (green peach aphid)
Lineage: Eukaryota; Metazoa; Arthropoda; Insecta; Hemiptera; Aphididae
Exons: 2
Coding region: 1269-1904 (211 amino acids)
Source: RefSeq, a predicted model, not a curated record